AUUCACUUCCAUUUAAGUUCUGCAUUCGAGCUGUUGCUAUUUUGAGCUGUGCUUAGCUGAGAAGAAAGUUCCAAUCUAUAGGAAGUGUCCUUACCGUGGGGAUGUGGUGGCCCUUGUUGUUAGCGUACCUUUUGGCAGCCGUAGUUUUAAUAUAUUCUUACGUUCAAUGGACUCGAAGAAAAAUGUAUGCCAUGUUGGCCAGUAUGUCCAGUCCCAAAACAUUGCCGGUGAUUGGUCAUGCUUACAAGUUCUUCAAUGUUAGUCCAGAGGCACUUGCCAAAACUAUACGGUAUUUCAGAAGAUUUCCUUCUCCGGUUUGCUUACACAUGGGACCAUUGCCUCAUGUGGUCGUUUUCGACCCCGAAUCGAUACAGGUCGUCCUUAACUCUCAACAUUGUCUUCAAAAACCGCACCAAUAUUCAUUUCUUUGGAUUCCCAGAACAUUGAUGUGUGCCCCUGUUCACAUGUGGAAAACACAAAGAAAAGCUUUCAAUCCCGCAUUUGGACCAGCUAUUCUUGGAAGUUUUGUUCCGGUUUUCAACGAAAAAUGUGCCAUUCUUAUGGAAAUUCUUGAGCAACACGUUGGCAAGCCGCAAAGGGAUUUUACUCGGGAUAUUCUAAAAUGUACUCUGGAUCAAAUUUACGUGACCGCCUUCGAAUGUGAAUUCAAUAUGCAGUUGUCACCGGAUGGAGAUAAAUCCAUGGAUUUAUUUGAAAGUUAUGUGGGGUUUGUCACCAAGCGAUUUUUCUCAGUAUGGAAGUAUCCAGAUUUCAUAUACCGCUGGACAAAAGCGUACAGAAAACAAAUGCUGUGUUGUACCACAUAUUUUAACGAAGUACUGGAGAAAAUCGUGCGUCAUGUCGAUAUUGAUAGAAGAGUCAACGAUCUGUGUGGAGAGCAAAGUGUCGAAAAAUAUCACAACUUCGUUUAUUGUCUUUCAAAAUACUUACAAGCACAAGGACCUAUCCCCAGAGAGGACAUUUUAGCUCAUUUCGGUUUUAUGAUUUUCGCCGGUAAUGAAACAACGGCGAAAACGAUCAAUGCCGUUUUGCUCAUGCUCGCAAUGCAUCCCGAAAUACAAGAGCGUUGUUUUCUGGAAGUAGCAGCUGUCUGCCCUAUUGAAAAUCAAUAUAUUUCGGCUGAAGAUGUUUCAAACCUGACUUAUCUGGAAAUGGUAUGCAAGGAAACGAUGAGGCUCUUUCCCGUUGCUGCAAUGUUGGCACGAGUAGCAACCAGUGACGUCAAACUCAACGAUCGUCAAACAAUUCCGGCAAACACGAGAAUCAUAAUAGGAACCUACCAAAUCCAUCGUGAUCCAAAAAUCUGGGGACCAAAUUCAAACCGGUUCGAUCCCGACCACUUUCUACCGGAUAAUGUCGCCAAACGGCAUCCGUACUCGUACAUUCCCUUCAGUGGUGGACCACGGAACUGCCUUGGACCGCGUUUUGCAUGGUUAUCCAUGAAAACUAUAAUUGCAUUUAUUUUGAGACAAUAUCGCUUGAACACUUCUCUCAAGUUCGACCAGCUGAAGGUGGCGUAUGGAGUGCUGUUGACCAUUGCCAAUGGGUGUCCAAUGACGAUAGAAAAAAGAUAGGAAAAUUUGUUUGAAGUUCGAUCUGUUUCAUGUGAUUAAUAAACUACUAUUCGAUUCAAAGAAAAGCAUCAGGACACUAAAAA
Molecule: messenger RNA, 1678 nt
Organism: Aedes aegypti (yellow fever mosquito)
Lineage: Eukaryota; Metazoa; Arthropoda; Insecta; Diptera; Culicidae
Product: probable cytochrome P450 313a4
Exons: 5
Coding region: 102-1595 (497 amino acids)
Molecular function (GO): iron ion binding; heme binding; monooxygenase activity
Source: RefSeq, a predicted model, not a curated record